AUGUUUUCAAUAUUCGAAUUUCUGUUGCGGGCAAACCGCUCCGCCUCUUACGCUUCUUUGAACGCCUCUCAAUCAACGCUCACGGAUACUGAUGAGCCAGAGAAGGGCGCCGACAAAGGCGAUGUGGUGAAAUGCAUUUCUUACCGCCACGCAGUCAUACUCUACAUUUCGAAUAUUCUUCUCGCAAUCUUGCUGGUAGCCUUGCUUUUCUAUAGCUCGAUAUUUUCCAAGUCCCCCAAGCUGGGAUCAUACGAGAACGGAUUCACAACUGAAAUCCCCUUGGAGAAGGUCAAAUUCUAUGGCGGAAUCCUCAUUGGCGACAAUGGAACAUACUCGCUCAGUCAUAAGCCCGGGGAGCCUGACUACUUUGGCCCUCCCGGCCGUGAAACUGACCAUGCUUGGGGCAAGAUUCUGAAAGAUCGAUUCAUUGGUGUGCUUCCAAAGGAUUGGCCUCCGGACGCGGUUGAACUCAACUAUGAGGACGAUUUGGUAAAGGGAAAAUGGUGGUUAGAGACUAGCGGUCUUCAUGCUCUUCAUUGCUUAAAUUACAUUCGGAGGUCAUUCUCACCUGAAUACUACACCAACCAUCAGGAUAAGCCAGGCCAACCCACGAUAGAGCCCAAGACGCUCAGUCACUCAAUGCAUCUUAUCAACAUGUUCUCGCAGUCAUUCCUGUUCCUUACCCUUCUCAGCGCCCUUGGUGCUUACGUCCUCAAUGACCAUCUAAAGCUCAGCGGAUGGAGUAUCCCACAAUGGGUUCCAUUCGCCCACCCCAGCCCAGCCACCUACGUUUGCGAAACACCCCGCAUGAAGCCCCAUUUCCUCUCCUACGACCCAAUCAUGGUGUACAUCGAGAACUUCCUCACACCCUACGAAGCCCAGCACCUCAAAGCCCUCGCCCUCCCCCACUACCACACCUCCGUCAUCCAAAACAAAGCCACCCAGCAAAAAGACCAACACGUCGAAGCCACCACCCGCAACAGCCAGACCGCCUGGCUCCUCUCGCCCGACCCAGUCGUCGACUGCGUCCGCGCGCGCGCGGCGACCUUCCAAGGCUUCGCGCCGAACCGCAGCAUGGACGCGCUCGCCGCGGUCAAAUACGAUGCCGGCCAGCAGUACCGGCCGCACUACGACUGGGACGUGUUCAACGCGCGCGCGGCGGAUCGGCGGACGAGCUUUUUUGCGAUCCUCGAGGCGAAUUGCUCGGGGGGCGCGACGAGGUUUCCGGAGGUGAGGAAUACGGCGUGGAGGAGUCGGAAGCCGUGGUGUAGGGCGGGGUGGGUGGAGUGUGGGGAGGAGGGGGAGGGGCAGGAGGAGGAGGGGUUGGCGGUCAGGCCGGUGGUGGGGAAUGCGCUGUUUUGGGUUAAUUUUAGGGAGGAUGGGAGUGGGCAUGAGGGGACGCUGCAUGCGGGGAUGCCGGUGGUGGAGGGGACGAAGAUUGGGUUGAAUAUUUGGACGUAUGGGAAGGUUAAGGCGCCGGAGUGA
This is a messenger RNA of Lasiodiplodia theobromae, 1485 nucleotides long. Its product is annotated as 2OG-Fe oxygenase. Gene Ontology annotation, cellular component: endoplasmic reticulum. Gene Ontology annotation, molecular function: L-ascorbic acid binding; iron ion binding; procollagen-proline 4-dioxygenase activity. Gene Ontology annotation, biological process: mycotoxin biosynthetic process; peptidyl-proline hydroxylation to 4-hydroxy-L-proline. Bases 1 to 1485 code for a protein of 494 amino acids. The record is from RefSeq and is a predicted model, not a curated record. NCBI's taxonomy places the organism in Eukaryota, Fungi, Ascomycota, Dothideomycetes, Botryosphaeriales, Botryosphaeriaceae. The transcript is spliced from 7 exons.